Molecule: messenger RNA, 1040 nt
Organism: Solea senegalensis (Senegalese sole)
Lineage: Eukaryota; Metazoa; Chordata; Actinopteri; Pleuronectiformes; Soleidae
Gene: lsm8
Product: LSM8 homolog, U6 small nuclear RNA associated
Exons: 4
Coding region: 196-486 (96 amino acids)
Biological process (GO): mRNA splicing, via spliceosome
Cellular component (GO): precatalytic spliceosome; U4/U6 x U5 tri-snRNP complex; U6 snRNP
Molecular function (GO): RNA binding
Source: RefSeq, a predicted model, not a curated record
GCGCUCUUCUCUCCUGCCUGCCUCUCUCUCUAUUACUCUCGCCUGUUCUCUGUUGUUUAGCCUGUUAGCAGCUCGCGCUCGUGUCGCCGUCGCUUCUGUUUGUGGAAAUAUCGACCACCUCCCCGCGGGUGACACAAACGAACCUCCAGCCUCGUCCCCGCUGCGCAAACAAACACAGAACCCCGAGCAGGAAGCAUGUCGACCGCCCUGGAGAGCUACAUCAACCGCACCGUGGCCAUCGUCACCUCUGACGGAAGGAUGAUUGUGGGAACCCUGAAAGGCUUCGAUCAGACGAUCAACCUGAUCCUGGACGAGAGUCACGAGCGCGUGUUCAGCUCCAGCGCAGGCGUGGAGCAGGUGGUGCUGGGACUUUACAUCGUCCGCGGAGACAACGUGGCGGUGAUCGGAGAAAUCGACGAGGACACCGACUCCACGCUGGAUCUGGGAAACAUCAGAGCCGAGCCGCUCAACUCCGUCGUCCACUGACCUCACCUUUGACCCCUGGACCCCCUCUCCCCUUCCUUUCAGUUACUGUCUCCAUGGAAACUGAAGAGGGAGGAGCCCACGACUCCUGCUGCGACUGAAAUCACUCAACCGUUCGCCAUUUCCGUUCGACCUCAUCACGUCACCGCGUGAGCCGUGUUGCGUUCAAGGACCUCAUCACGUCACCGUGUGAGCCGUGUUGCGUUCAAGGACCUCAUCACGUCACCGUGUGAGCCGCGUUGUGUUCUGGGACCUCAGUUUAAUUGCGUAAAGUUCUUGAACAUGGCACAGUCAACUGGCUCGUGUUGCGUUCAAAGACUUCACAUAAUAAACUGAUGGAGUCCUUGAACUGUGUUGCGUUCAGGGACACCAGCAGUGUCCGGUGAUUCCAGUCACAGCUCCAGUCGUUCUGUGGAUGAUUUUUUUUGAAUCGAGACUGAAGAAAAGGACUAAAAGUAAUUUUCAGUUUCCGUGGUUUUUUUUAUAAAAAGAAGAAAAGUUUGAGUCGUCUUUUUGUCGCAUUCUGUUGUGUAUAUUAAAGUUUCAUUUCACGUAAA